Messenger RNA from Danio rerio (zebrafish), 1729 nucleotides. The record is from RefSeq and is a predicted model, not a curated record. Lineage: Eukaryota; Metazoa; Chordata; Actinopteri; Cypriniformes; Danionidae.
AGAGCAUCAUCUUUUUCUCCUCGCGUCGUUCCUAUUGGUCGACUUGCUCCUGACAUCAUGAGCUUUCUACCGUGGGCGCGUCGCAUCUUCAGAAUGGUUUGCGGCGCAUGCGCAGACUCUCCUCCGGCGGUGAUGAUUAUUAUGAGGCGGCUGAAGAACUGACUGAUAGUGAUGAUUAUGGUUGUGAUGAUGAUGGUGAUGAUAAUAAUGCUGCGCGGAUACAACAACAUCCACAAUAAACCCCUGACGCAACGGUAAGAAAAACGCUCAUCCGACGUCGACUGACUAGCUUCAACAAUCGCUUCUCCCGCAAUAUCAGACGCGCUUUGACGAUCAAGCAGAGCCUCAGCAUCAGCAUUAUAUACAUCAUGUCUGCGUGUUGGAUGGAUUUUGACAGGCAUGAGAACUGAAACCUGAUAGAAGGGUGGCAGGAGAAUGACACUGCAGCUCGUAGAUAAACAAUGGCAGCAGGGGCAGCGGAUGGUGAUUUACGGAGCGGUUUUCCUCAUCACGACGCUCCUCAUCCUCUACAGCUCCAGCAGCUCAGCUGAUCUUUCCAGAUCCUUCAAGACAAGCAACUUCCGUCAAAUCCACCACACGCUCAAAACCACCAACCUCAAGAAAUGGGCUGGAAAAGACGGAUACCUUCCUGUUUACGGCAACAAGAGCCUGAACCUGCACUGCCAUCUCGCAUUAGUGACCAGCUCCAGUCACGUGUUGGGCUCUCAGGCAGGCGAGGAGAUCGACAGAACGCAGUGUGUUUUCCGCAUGAACAAUGCUCCCACCUCCGGACACCAGUCAGAUGUGGGCAACCGGACCACUGUUCGCGUCGUGGCUCACUCCAGCGUCUUCAGCGUGGUCCGCAAGCCGGCAGAGUUUCUCAACCGCUCUGAAAACCCCAUCAUCAUUUUCUGGGGCCCGUCCUCCAAGAUCAGCCGGGAAGCAAAGGGAACGCUGUACCACCUCAUCCAGAGAGUCAGCAUGACCUACAGAAACCUGUCCUUCUUCUUCAUCUCACCCAGCAAAAUGCAGAAGUUUGAUGCGCUUUUCCAGAAGGAGACCGGCAGAGACAGAAAAAAGUCUCAGUCCUGGUUAAGCACCGGCUGGUUCACCAUGGUGAUCGCCAUAGAGAUGUGUGACAACAUAAAGGUUUAUGGGAUGGUGCCACCAAACUAUUGUGGACGUCCUCAACCCAAGCGGAUGCCAUAUCACUACUACAAACCCAGAGGUCCAGACGAGUGCGUGACGUACCUCCAGAACGAGAGGGGGCUCCGCGGCUCACACCACCGAUUCAUCACGGAGAAACAAGUGUUUGCGCGCUGGGCAAAAGUCUACAACAUCAGCUUCACCAGCCCAACAUGGUGAGCAAAACCAUCUCUGCGUUUCACAGCCUGAUCCAAAAUGGCUACCGCUUCAAACACAUUGCCUCCAGUAUGGCUGCUAGUUUCUCGAUGAGAUCAAUGAGUGGCUGAGCCAAAAUGGAGGCCAUUCAGAGAUCCAGAAUGAAGCACUGAAGGAUGGACAAUCUUUGGAAAUUUGAUGACGUUUAGCAUGGUGUUCUGAAAUGCAUCUACAUAUUACUGCCGUCAAUUCUUUCAUGCCUUCUCUUAGUUUUUUUUUACCCAUAAUCCACUUCUUUGAGGACAAAGGGGUAAAGUCUAGAUCGGAUAUGCGGCCGGCCGGAAGUGCGCUAUGCACAUUAAUAAAGCAGCAUUUUUUAUGACACUGU